Molecule: messenger RNA, 1539 nt
Organism: Pseudocercospora fijiensis CIRAD86
Lineage: Eukaryota; Fungi; Ascomycota; Dothideomycetes; Mycosphaerellales; Mycosphaerellaceae
Exons: 3
Coding region: 1-1539 (512 amino acids)
Biological process (GO): glutathione biosynthetic process
Cellular component (GO): cytosol
Molecular function (GO): glutathione synthase activity; glutathione binding; ATP binding
Source: RefSeq, a predicted model, not a curated record
AUGGCGACCAGUCUGUAUCCAGAGUACCCGCCGGAGCUCAAUCCAGAGCAGAAAGAAUACCUCUUGUCGAAUCUCAAGGACUGGUCGAUCGCGCAUGGACUUGCCGUCAGACCAGCCCCAGCAUACGUCCCAGAAGAGCAGAAUCCGUCCGGAGCACUGGCAGCAACUGCGCCUGUGACGCUUUUCCCGAGUCUGUUCCCGAGAGUCUGCUUCGAGCAGGCCCAGUCGGUAGCGGAGGCGUACAAUGAGCUCUACUCUGCUAUUGCCAGUGACGAGCCAUGGCUGACUGGCAUCGUCGAAGAGCUUGUCGAGAUCGAUGAUUUUAUGGCUGGUCUUUGGAAGGUGCAUCAAACUGUCAAGAAAGACGGUUAUGCCCAGUCUCUUGCCCUAGGACUUUUCCGUUCCGAUUACAUGGUCCAUGUUGACAAAAGCAGCGAUACCAAGCCAUCCGUCAAGCAGGUCGAGUUUAAUACCAUUGCGUCCUCCUUCGGCGGCCUGUCAAGUCAAGUGUCUGGCUUGCAUCGCUAUUUGUCUUCGAUCGAUGCAUAUCCGGAUGAGCUCUCCUCGACUGUCAAUGGUCUUUCUUUACCGGACAGUGCUUCCGUUCCUUCAUUAGCCAAGGGCAUGGCAAAAGCUCAUGAAGCAUACGGUGCUCCAAAGUCCGGUCUACCGACCUGCGUGAUAUUUCUAGUGCAAGAACCCGAGCGUAACGUCUUUGAUCAACGACAUCUGGAGUACGCUCUAAGUGAGAACCAUGGCGUGCGUACCUUCCGUCUGCCGUUUGAUCGCGUUUUGCAGGACACCAAGGUCGAUGAGAAGCGAAGCCUGGUCUACACACCGCCAUCGUCACCUCACAAACAGUACGAAGUGACUCUAGUCUACUUCAGAGCUGGUUACGCUCCUUCAGAGUACACGAGUCAAUCACACUGGGACGGUCGUCUCCAGAUCGAGCGCAGCGCCGCAAUCAAAUGCCCUACCGUCCUUACCCAGCUCGCAGGGACCAAGAAAGUCCAGCAAGUCCUUGCAACACCUCACUCCCCACAUCUCGCCAGGUUCAUUCCAAACGAAAAUAAAGCAGCAAGCAUUUUAGACACAUUCGCGCUCAUCUAUCCAAUGGACAAGUCAGAGGCUGGGAAAGAGGCAAAGCAGCUCGCCACGAAUCCAGACAGCGCAAUCAAGUAUGUGCUUAAGCCCCAGCGUGAAGGUGGUGGUAAUAACAUCUACCGCAAGAACAUUCCUGGUUUCCUCAAGGACCUGCCGGAAUCCCACUGGCCAGCUUACAUCCUGAUGGAGAUGAUUGAGCCUCCGGCCCAGCAGAACACCAUCUUUCGUAACGGGGAGCUGCAGAGCGGAGGUGUUAUCUGCGAACUAGGCAUUUACGGAGCUUGUGUGUGGAAUGCAAAGCGCGAUGGCACGCGAGACAUCAUCGAGAACUUCGAAGCUGGGUAUCUGUUGAGAACCAAAGGCAAUCAGAGCGAGGAGGGUGGUGUUGCGGCUGGAUUCGGCAGCGUUGACAGCCCUUGCCUUGUGGAUGUCUAG